This is a messenger RNA of Purpureocillium lilacinum, 525 nucleotides long. Its product is annotated as factor activating pos9. The record is from RefSeq and is a predicted model, not a curated record. Lineage: Eukaryota; Fungi; Ascomycota; Sordariomycetes; Hypocreales; Ophiocordycipitaceae. Gene Ontology annotation, cellular component: cytoplasm; nucleus. Gene Ontology annotation, molecular function: ATP binding; ATP hydrolysis activity; AMP kinase activity.
AUGAGGCAGGCGCCCAAUAUCAUUGUGACGGGCACGCCAGGCGUGGGCAAGACUACACAUUGCGAGACCCUCGCCGAGAAAACGGGCCUGCGACAUAUUUCGGUCAACCAGGUGGUGAAGGAUAAGCAGUGCCAUGAAGGCUGGAGCGAGGAAUACCAGAGUUGGAUCGUCGACGAAGACAAGCUGCUCGAUGCCAUAGAAGACGAUGUAGCGGGCGGAGGCUGCAUCAUUGACUGGCACGCCUGCGAUCUGUUCCCCCGUAGCUGGAUCGACCUGGUCGUCGUGCUCCGGGUGGACUCUUCGACUCUCUACGACAGGCUGAAGGCCAGAAACUACGCCGAGGCCAAGCUCCAGGAGAAUCUCGACUCGGAGAUCAUGGAGGUGCUUCUGCAGGAAGCGAGGGAGGCAUAUGACGAGGAGGUAGUCAUCGAGCUGACGAGCAAUACCUCGGACGAGAUGGAGAGCAAUCUGGACCGCAUUGAGGCAUGGGUGAAACAGUGGAAGGCGGACAACGCACAACAAUGA